AUGGGCCGCGACGAUUUUCCCUUGAAGACGUCCCACGUGUUGCUGUUCGUCAAAGAGGAGUACCCCGACUUCCUCAACGAUUCCUUGGCCAGGAACAAGGAGGAGAGUCUAGGGCGAUUAAUUCGAUGGCUCAUUUAUCAGCAGGGCUUCUCGUUCCGCCGCCCCACGAAGUCCAUUCUCUCUACGGUAGAUCUCGAAGCCGAGCAGCGGGCGUUCGCGAGCCAGGUGGGAACGAAGGUGAACGCUACGUACGCGAGGUCCUGUAUCUUCAACGCCGAUGAGACUGCGGUAUACUACGAUGCUAAGCCUACUCGUAUCAUUAGUGAACGUGGCGCUAAGAAAAGCCUGCGGCCUGUCAUCAUAUUCAAAGGGAAACCUGGUGGACGCGUCGAAGAAGAGGUGCGCGGUAUUUCGAGCCGAGUAGUGACAGCGGUGCAGAGGAAUGCGUGGAUGGACAGUCGACUGUGGCUUGAAACUUUCGUCGAGGACUCGUGGGGAUGUUUCAUGAGUAGCACUCACCCCGGACCAAUGGCCCUUUACGUUGACAAUCUGCAGUGUCACUUGGUGCCACUGCCAAAAAAUACGACGUCGGUUCUCCAGCCCUUGGACGUCGGGGUGAUGGGUCCUUUUAAGCAGAAGCUGCGAGCUAUUACUCUUGUGUUUGAGCUCGGCGCUGUCGCGCCUAGCGGUCACCUGCCUCUACGUGAGCGUCUUCUGGCAAUUGAGCGCAUGUCGGCCCUUGAAAAGCGCAAGCGCCUAGUGGAACGUGUAAUCGCUGCGUGGGAUGCAGUCAGUGAGGACACUAUAAAGAAGGCUUGGCUGAAAGCGGGUCUCUAA
Molecule: messenger RNA, 837 nt
Organism: Phytophthora infestans T30-4
Lineage: Eukaryota; Oomycota; Peronosporomycetes; Peronosporales; Peronosporaceae
Exons: 3
Coding region: 1-837 (278 amino acids)
Cellular component (GO): nucleus
Molecular function (GO): DNA binding
Source: RefSeq, a predicted model, not a curated record